AUGUCCUCUCAAAAGUUGAUCCGCCUUAAAUUAUCUAUUCCCUCUUUAGGAAUUAAUACUGCGAAUUUAGCAAAGGGAAGUCGCCCUUUUGCUACUUUAUACAAUCAGUUAUUGAAGUCAACUCAGUUAAGUCCAACAUUGAAUAAAUCAAAAUCUCAUAAAAAUGGAGAAGUAAUUAAAACGGGAAAUUUCGGAAAGUUCACAAACUAUAAUGUGGCCAUUUCUGGUAAUUCACUUUCAAACCCAGGCGUUCACCGAUUUAUUUCAACAUCGUUAACUUACCUUCUUCAAAAACGAAUGAGCCUUCAAAGGGGGAACAAUAGUCUUCUACUUCCAAAUAUACAAUAUUUUGGUUGGCUGGAAAAAAAGUCAGCAUAUAAAGGAACAACAGAGAAUGUAAAGCAAAUUAAAGGUCAUAGAAGAGUGACUAAUGGGUUCCUGAUGAAAAUCCUACUUGAUAAUGGUACAGAAAUCUGGGAAAGAUCGUCUUUUCUUCGGACUACGCAUCCAUUCCAAUACUAUAGCUACGUUAAAAGAUUUCCGGAGUUACGAUUGGAGAAGAAAUUGCUAAGAAAAAGAGUGGUAUCCAACGACGUAGUAAUCAAAAUUAAGAGUGGUACCAAUAAUAAUUAG
[Candida] anglica is the source of this 633-nucleotide messenger RNA. The record is from the annotation of a GenBank genome assembly. Lineage: Eukaryota; Fungi; Ascomycota; Pichiomycetes; Serinales; Debaryomycetaceae.